AUGAGGUAUAAUUUGCAUUUUCGAAUUUUUCACCCCAAAAAAGUGCUUGGUCCCCCCUAUGGUUUUUCGAUUUUCAAUCGCCUGUAUCUCGGUUCAAAAAUUUUUCCUAGAGCUAAUUUUGGUGGCAUUCGACUCAGCUCGACUAGCUCUUUCAAAUGAUAUAACAUUUGUA
This is a messenger RNA of Meloidogyne enterolobii, 172 nucleotides long. The record is from the annotation of a GenBank genome assembly. NCBI's taxonomy places the organism in Eukaryota, Metazoa, Nematoda, Chromadorea, Rhabditida, Meloidogynidae.